Molecule: messenger RNA, 638 nt
Organism: Bactrocera dorsalis (oriental fruit fly)
Lineage: Eukaryota; Metazoa; Arthropoda; Insecta; Diptera; Tephritidae
Gene: RpL28
Product: 60S ribosomal protein L28
Exons: 4
Coding region: 58-474 (138 amino acids)
Biological process (GO): translation
Cellular component (GO): cytosolic large ribosomal subunit; ribosome
Molecular function (GO): structural constituent of ribosome
Source: RefSeq, a predicted model, not a curated record
CAGAUAUGGCGUUUCCUGGUUCUUUUCGUCAUCGUUGUCAACAGAAAAAGACUCGAGAUGGCCACCACAUCGCCUCAUCUUAACUGGUUGAUCAUCCGCAACAACAACUCCUUCCUCUUGAAGAAGCGUGAUGUGAAGAAACCUUUCAGCACUGAGGCCAACAAUUUGACCAAUGUGAGCUCUUUCCGCUACAGCGGUUUGGUACACAAGAAAACCGUUGGUGUUGUACCGGCUGCCGACAAGAAGGGAUUCUCGGUCGUUUUGAAGAAGGGCAAAUAUGCUCAACGCCCCGCUAAGAACACAGUCCGUGUUUCGUUCAAGUCAGGUCCCAGACGAUCAUUGAAGAAACUGAGGAACCUUCUGACCGGUGCCAAAUACCGCAAGGACUUGACACAGGCUGCACUCCGCCGUGCGUCUGCCGUGCUUGCAUCGCAAAAGGCUGCCCCAGCUAAAAAUGUAAAAAAACCUGAAUAAAUAUAAAAUAAAAUCAAUUUUGUGAAUUGAGUUUGUAUUUAUAAAUGUUGAAUAAAACAUAAAUAAUUUGUAACUUUGUAAUUCACUACACAAAAUAUGAUUCGAAAAGUCCCGUUCUCAUGAUAGACAAGUGGGGAGUAUUUUAAUUGUUAUAAAAAAAUAAA